GAUUGGCCUCAACCUGUAGACCUGUCUGCGAAGAGGACAGAGGCAGCAAGGGAGGGGUUGCUGCCGACAUAAUUACAAUAUAGAGCAGUGAACUAUCUGUAGACAAACCACCAAAAAAAAAAAAAACAGAGAGAUAUAUCUUCCCUCGACUGUGCUCUGAAACCCUUACUUACCAGAUGCUAGAUAUCUGUCUGCGGCGUUGAGGGGAAAGCGCAUGUUUAAUGGCAUUUUGGAAGUCUCCGCGGCGCUCUCCGGGUAGAAGAGGAGACAUUACGGCGCGAGUUAGCUAACGUUAGCUCGCCAACAAGCUGGCUGACAUGGCUGUCUAGCAGGCUGCCAAAGAUAUCUUCAUGGAUCACAGAGGACAACAAAGAGAAAUCACUGCAUCUGUGAGCAUAGCCAAUAAUUAGGGAAUCUGACCCACAAGCAUAUCAUCAGACUGACUUCAGUGCAUGUGGCCUCUCAAGUUGUUCACAGACAUCUGUUGGGCAGCCCAAAGGCCUAUUGCUAUGCACUAUAAACGGAGAGACAUGAGCUGUGGGGAUGCUGGGAGGAGCAGGCUUCUUUCGUGCAGGACUAUCCCUCUGGUAAUAGGGCUUCUAGUGGCCAUGGCCCAGGGCGCUGUGCCAGAACAGCAAGAGACACUGGUGGAGAUGAUAUCUGUGGAACUAGAGGCUUCUAUGCAGUCCUCUGUGCUCUCUGAGCUCCAGGCUGCAGCAUCUUCGGUUGGUGAGGGGCCGCCUACAGCUAUCCAAGAUUCCUCUGCAAAGAACGGGGGAGUGCACACUGGUAUCCCUGACUCCUCUGCAAUCGUGGGCCAGGCGUUCCAGUUGAAGGUUCCACCAGGACCUGCCAAUGCAACCUGUAAUGUCCAUCUCACUGAGAUGGGAAAGGAGACUUUACCCUCCUGGCUAUAUUGGGACAAAGAAAGUUGUAUUCUGAAAGGCUUGGCCCUGGAGCAGGACAAAGGUGUGUAUCAUAUCUUGGUGUCUGGAGAGGAGAUAAUUGAGAAGACAGGCAACCAAGCGUUCCCAAGUACCGUCUUCUCUAUUGAAGUAUACCCAGAAGAACGGGCAGACACUGAGCCAGCCCUGCUCACUCUACAGUCUGAUAUCAGUGGCAUCCAGCCUUUCACCUGUGGCUCUGAGGAGCCUGUCACUGUCCUCACUGUCAUCUUGGAUGCUGACUUGACAAAGAUGGUCGCUGAACAGAGGGUCAACUUACUGGCCAUUAUGAGAAAAUUCUCACAUGUGCCCAUGGAGCACAUGAGGGUGGUCCCUGUUGUCAACAACCGCUUAUUUGACAUGUCUGCUUUCAUGGCUGGACCAGGGAAUGCCAAGAAGGUGGUGGAGAAUGGGGCCCUACUGUCAUGGAAACUUGGAUGCGCCCUUGACCAAGGCAGUAUACCUGACAUUAGCAGUGUCCAGUCCUCAGCAAAGGAUGGGACCAUGUCAGCCAGGCUGGGAUAUCCAGUGGUUGGCUGGCACAUUGUCAACAAAAAGCCCCAUGGAGUGAAACGGGUCAGACGGCAGUUGUACAAUACUCCUACUCCAGUACCCUCCCUGCUUCCUCCAACUACUCACCCAGAGCCCCCUGUACGUGUUAUUCCCACCCCAACUUCGCCCUCUAUUGCCCCAGCAACAGACAACUCUGCUCCCCCUGUCCGAGGCCCUUUGCCUCUUCCGGUGAAGCCCACUAUGAGGGUCCGAGAUCAGAUAGCCCACACACCUGUCUUUGGACCUCCCCAACCCACCAGAGUACUAGGAACUACAAGCACCAUCCCUAUUCAGCCUACCAUGACCCGGCCCACGUUUGUGGAGGCCACUGCUUUGCCAACACCGCCAAGCACUACCAAAAGACCCAAACCCUCUGCCACAAGGAAACCCAAGAAACCCAAAACCUCCACCCCAGCUCCCCGGGAACCCAAGUCUACCACAGCUAAACCGCCCAGACGCACCACUACUCUCUCUUUGGCUCCAGACUUGAAUCAAAACCCACAGAUCCGCAAUGCCAUUGAUCAGGUGAAUGCAUGGGUUGGGACAUACUUUGAGGUAAAGAUUCCUCCUGAUACAUUCUUUGACAGGGAGGAUGGUACUACCGAUAAGCUGCGUUUGACUUUGAAGAAGACCCCAAAAGAAGCAGUGACUGAAACAUCCUGGAUCCAAUUCAACAGCACUAUCCAGCUUUUGUAUGGUCUUCCAGAGGAGCAGCAUGAGGGAAAACACGAGUACUUCAUGUUGGCUACUGAUAAAGGUGGGAAAAGCAUCAUGGAUGCGUUUGAGGUUAGAGUAAACCGUUGGUCUAAUAAUGACAAACCAUCAGUUGUCUUUGCUGCUCGUUUCCAUGGUGACCCCAAAACUUUAAGCAAUGAUGUCCAUAAAAAGAUUCUUUUGACCAAAAAGUUGGCUUAUGCCCUCGGGGAUCGCAACAGCAGCACAGUAACCCUGAGAAACAUCACUAGUGGCUCCAUCGUGGUGGAAUGGACCAACAACAGUCUCCAGCAGAGUUCUUGUCCAAAGGACCAGAUAACAGUUCUCAGCAACAGGAUCUCUGAUCCCCAAGGGACACCUAAACUGGCCUUCAUUAAAGCCAUGGAGCCUGAAUUCAAACCCAUUAACAUCUCCAUUCGUGGCACCAAUAAAUGUCAGAGCUACACGUUCAUCCCACCAGGAGAGGUGCCGAUGCCUGUUCUACCCACAGCCACACCUUCACCAGGGACAGGUCGUAGGAGCAGCGAUGAUGUUUACCUACACACUGUCAUUCCCGCUGUGGUGGUAGCAGCCCUGUUGCUUAUAGCCGGUAUCAUUGCUAUGGUCUGCUACCGCAAGAAGCGCAAGGGGAAGAUGACCAUAGAGGAGCAGGCCACUUUCAUCAAGAAAGGAGUCCCUAUAAUAUUUGCAGAUGAGUUAGAUGAUUCCAAAUCGCCCCCGUCCUCCAGCAUUCCUCUUAUCCUUCAGGAGGAAAAGCCCCCACUCCCCCCUCCAGAGUACCCCAACAUGGCUGGCCCCCACAGUACCCUGCUUAACCAGGAUCUGCUGGAAGAGUAUUCUGUUUAUCAAGAUGAUGAUCCGAAUGCCCCUCCUUACCAGCCCCCACCACCAUUUACUGUCCCCAUAGAGGGCAAAGGCUCUCGUCCCAAGAACAUGACCUCAUACAGGUCACCACCUCCCUAUGUGCCUCCCUAACGCACACUAGAGCUUUCAGUUUGGAAAGCAGGUGCAAUGUAGGGAUGCUUGUUGAAAACUGCUACAGGAGUAAUUUUACAUGUGUUCAAUGAAAUGGCUUUGACUUUGUAGAGGAGCAGGCAACCAUACCCAUAUAUUUGACCAUCAUGGAUAAGACACUAUCGUACAAUUCUACUUCUGGCACAGGGCAAAUGGAUGGGGAACAGUUUGUAAUUCCAGCACUUUUUUUUUUUUUUAUUUUUGUUUUGUUUUGUUUUGUUCUUCAGAUCUGCUUUUGACUUCUUGCAUAUUCUCUUUUGUCUGUUUUUGCCAAGAAGAGUCAAUUUUAUCUUCAACGAUGUUCUAUUUCUAUUGUAUAGAAAAUAAUAAAGAAGCAGGAAAGACUGAAGCCCACAGGGCCUUUUGAGCAGAUGUCACCAUGACAACAGACUUGAGGCUCUCCCUCACAAUGUUAAUCUUUAUGAGUUCUAUAUCACUUAUCUGUCCUUCAGCUAGGUUUACUAAGAUUUUGCACCUGUUAUUUCUAGAGGGGAAUGAAAUACAAAAAGCCAAACUGAAAGCAUGAAAUACUUUAUUUACACAAAAAUCAGUUUGUUUCUUAGACUUUGAUCUUUCCCUGUUCUCUCCUAUGCUUUGCUCCCUCUUGACAAUAACAUGCGAACCUUGCACUUAUGCAAAUUCUUGUUAAACCUUGCACUAUGUGUCUUGCGCAGAAUUGAAUGCAGUAAGUGGUAGUCCAAUAAGGAGAAACAAUUUCUUUUGGUAUCCUUGAACUCACCACAUGACUGAGAUUCCUCUGGUAUUUGAUCACAAAGGACAUUACAAUGAUCACGCCUGUUGUAGAUGUAGCCUCAUUAAGUUACAAAACAAAUGACUUUUUUUUUUUUUUUGUAAUGUGUGUGUGCCACUGAACCUGCCUGUGAGAUGACUGGUUUUGCUGUUGCCAAGGUGAUGUCUGUGGUCACAAGGCAAACCUUGUGGGGUUGCUACAACAAUAAUGAAGGGGCCAAUGGAAUGCUGUGGUUCACAGCAGGCUGAGACUUGGUGACAUAGUCAAUGAGGUGGAUCCACUGUCUUAUAUUCAGUUGGUUUUGUUGGUAUGAGGGGUGGGUGGGCUUAGAGUAAUGUAUUAUCACUGCUCUGCCUCAAGGUGUUGCACUAUUGUGUUUAGUGCGCUGCCUGGUGUCAGUUCAGAUGAGGCAUGGGGACAAGGGGAUGUACAUAAUUGUGUGCCUGUGAAAUUAAACAACUCCAUAAUGUUAGUGUUUUAUCAGUAAACCUAGUUGGGAAAGGGAGGGCCAGAGUGGGAAAUAAUUUUAUUUUUUAAUUGUAUGUCUAGAUUUAUGAUCACAAUCAUGAAAAAAAAAAAUGACUUUAUAGUUUGUGAGGGUACAAAAGAACGUUUACCUGCCCAUCACAAAAAGUAAUGCAUUAUCUCAAUAUGAUGGGGAACAAAGAAACUACAACAUGUGAAUUAUGUACAUUUCAUAUCUGAUAUCACCAUAAGAAAAAAUGGUUAAAAAUCUAAUGUUUUUACUGAGUUUUUGAUACAGUCUUAAACUUGUUUUAUGAAAAUAUAUUAAUAAAAUGUAAUACUAUUUGUAAAGCCUCAAA
This is a messenger RNA of Dicentrarchus labrax (European seabass), 4799 nucleotides long. Its product is annotated as dystroglycan 1. The record is from RefSeq and is a predicted model, not a curated record. Gene Ontology annotation, biological process: axon guidance; muscle attachment; nerve development. Gene Ontology annotation, cellular component: dystrophin-associated glycoprotein complex; sarcolemma; dystroglycan complex. NCBI's taxonomy places the organism in Eukaryota, Metazoa, Chordata, Actinopteri, Moronidae. The transcript has 3 exons. Bases 453 to 3185 code for a protein of 910 amino acids. Gene Ontology annotation, molecular function: calcium ion binding; laminin binding.